Molecule: messenger RNA, 1996 nt
Organism: Leguminivora glycinivorella
Lineage: Eukaryota; Metazoa; Arthropoda; Insecta; Lepidoptera; Tortricidae
Exons: 3
Coding region: 19-1920 (633 amino acids)
Molecular function (GO): catalytic activity
Source: RefSeq, a predicted model, not a curated record
CCAACACCGGGGACAUCGAUGGCUAUCGUUCCGAUAGGAGGGAAACCCCCAAGCGCGGAACAGACCCCAGCGAUGGCACCGGUCCUAGACCCCAUCUCCGCCCAACUGGAGGCUGGUUGGACGCUCCACGUGUCCAGGAAGGAAAGGAAGCGGAAACCCGGUAAACGGGAAGUACCUCCUAUUCCACAGCCCCCGCCUGCUGCAGCUCCGGCCAGGCCGAAGAAGCUCAGCAGGAAACAGCGGCGGAGACUGAAACAAGGCCUUACGGCCCAAAACGCCCCAGCGCCACAGCAAAGCGCCCCUGGGGAAGGUGAGGCGCAGGCUGCCGGCCGCGCCCCCCCCAUGGGUAGAAGGGCAAAAGGAACAAGGACCGAAGGGGGGAGUAACCAGGAGGCCCGUUCAUCUGCCAAGAGAGCUCGUCUGGAUGAGACCACAUCUCCCAGAAACGAGCCCAAGAGGCAGAGGACCGGACCAGGCGGAGUAACCCCCCGAGCGGAUUACGCCGAGGCAGUGAAGGCCGACCUGCUGGUGGCGGUGACUAACGCCACCACGGGACACCUGAGCCAAGAGCAGUCGGAUGAGGUCCAAAAACAGCUCCUAGGCCUAAUGUCUAUGGAGGCUAGACAGCCGACAGAAAACCUGCCCGCGGGCCCAAUCUUCAGGGGCAAGCCGACCUACGGCGAUGGAUCCCUAAGGUUGUGGUGCGAGGACCAGGCUACACUGGAUUGGCUGAGGCGCAGCGCGGCCACCAUCACCCUCGACGACGGGGUGAAAGUGGUAAUUAAGCGCCAGAGCGACAUACCCAAACGUGUACGCUGCGGCAUUCUGUUCCCGGGCGUCUAUGAUGACUUCGGUGAGGUAGGCCGAUUCCUACGCUAUCAGAACCCGUGGGCAGAAGUAGACCGCUGGCUUCUCAACCGGCGAGAGGUGCAGGGGACGGAAACGUUCGCUGUCGUCAGUGUGCCGGAGACAGUCGUACAGCCCCUGGUGGAACACGGGCGCCGGCUCGGCUUUAUGCUGGGGUCGGUGUACGUGAAGUUCCAAGGACCACGGGGUAAAUUCGGGGAGCAACCGCCCUCUAAAACCAUCGCCGUCACCAGCGGCGAAGAUACCACACCCGCCGAGCCAAUGGACAUCGCCAAGCCAGUACCCGAGGACGUAGUCCCGGUACAAGAGAUGAAGAGUCCGGCGCGUUCCCCAGCGGUCUCGGAGGAGGGCGAGGAAGUACUUCUUCGCAGCUCCUCGGAGAGUGAAGGGGAAUGCGCUCAAGGGCUAAAAAAGUUGGCCAUUGGCACGGAGGGAGGAGAACCGGUGUCGGGGGAGGAACCGAUGUCGGAGGGGAGGGUGAACCGGCCCACGGAGCUCCCUUCGAUAAGUGGUAAAUUCCUCCAAGCCAACCUCCACCACAGCGAAACGGCAACGGCUCAGAUCCGGAAGUGGUUGGAGGACAACACUACAGCCGUAAUUCUGAUCCAGGAGCCGUGGGUCAGAAGAGGCACCGUCUGCGGUCUCCGCAACCUAGGAGACCUGUGCGCCAUAAAGCUGCACGGGGCGCAAAACUCCAGCCUGAAGGAGAUGGUCGUGGCCUCCGUGUACAUGCCGGAAGCGGAUGACCCACCACCACACGACCUGACAAGGCUAGUCAAUUACUGUGAAGAGGAGGGGCUAGAGCUCAUCGUGGCAACCGACUCUAACGCACACCACCCCCUAUGGGGCAUGACAACAGGUAAUGAAAGAGACAGCCCCCUCUGCAGAGCGUGCACGGAGGCAGAGGAAACAGCCGCUCACGUCAUUCUCGAAUGUCCAGGGGUGGCAGAAUACCGGGCACAACACCUCGGGUCGCCGGGGUGUCUCCCAGAAGUCGUCGGCAACAUAAAGGGUCUGCUAGGCUUUCUGGUAGAGCUGGGUUGGCAGGAAUAGUGCCGCAACCCAUCACGCAAAAUAGGCGCAAAUUAUGACGUCGAGUUGCGGAAACCGAGCCCGCGUAUACCUAUAA